AUGAAAUCCACUCUGCAAACUAAACUCAUACGGGUGGCCUGAGGAAGCAACAAAGAGACGCAGAGAGUGAGCGCUGAAGGCUGAAGGAGCAAUGGCGCUUCUCAAUUCCUCUCUAUCUGUUUCUACUCCCACCAACGCUUCUCUUCCAAAUCUGUCCUUCUUCAGCAAUCGACCUAGAAACUUGCCCUCUCGGAAAAUAAUUGGAAUGUACAAGAAAUUGAGUCUCUGUUCGACUUCAAUCUCAAAAUCCACCUCAGAAAAUGUGUUUUCCAGAAGGGAUUUGUUGCUAUUUGGGCUUUCUUCUUCGUUUGUUCUGACAUUUCCAUCAUUAGGUUCUCUUGCGGAGGAACAGUUGAAGGCUGCUACAAUGGUCGACGAAGUAAAUGCUUAUUCUUAUAUUUAUCCACUGGAAUUGCCGUCUACUAAUUUCGCCUUCAAAUGGGUGGAAUCAAGAAAACCCGAACGUUAUUCUUCGGCUGCUCCACUGUCUCCUGAUGCACGAUUGAGGAUUGUCUCUGAGCGAGUUGAUUUCAUCGACAACCUUAUCAUAUCGGUUACGAUAGGCCCUCCAAAUUCCAUGUAUAUAAAAUCAAAGGACAAGAGUACUUGGACAGCAAAAGAUGUUGCAGACUCUGUUUUAUCCGACAAAUCUGCAUUGCGGGUCACUUCGAGUCAGCGCCUGGCUGAGAGUUCAGUCCUAGAUACUCAUUCAAGUAAUAUUGAUGGUGAGCCAUACUGGUAUUAUGAGUACCUUGUUCGAAAGUCGCCAACAAAAAUCGUCGGAGAAUCCAACAUUUACAGGCAUUAUGUUGCAUCGACCGCAGAACGAGAUGGCUUUCUGUAUUCUAUCAAUGCUUCAACUCUUGGCGCGCAAUGGAACUCUAUGGGACCUUUUCUGCAGCAAACUGUCGAGUCAUUUCGACUUCUUCCUCCCACGGAAGAUUAUGUUCCUCCAUACAAGGAUCCAUGGAGAUUUUGGUGACAUUUUUUUUGUGUCCACACUGCAUUUACAAGCAUUUUUGUAUCGUAUUCUUUUGUCGAGUGAGUUCUAGUUCAUUUUCGAGAUCUAGGCGUAGCUACAGAUUCUGAAGGGUCAGCUUUAGACAAAGUUGAUCUCUCCAUGAUCAAACUAUGUUGUGUAUUUCAUUGCCACUUCAAGUCCAAAAACCUUCAAUAGCAUAAAACUUUGAAAAUCA
Messenger RNA from Cucurbita moschata (crookneck pumpkin), 1196 nucleotides. RefSeq names its product psbP domain-containing protein 5, chloroplastic. Bases 92 to 982 code for a protein of 296 amino acids. Lineage: Eukaryota; Viridiplantae; Streptophyta; Magnoliopsida; Cucurbitales; Cucurbitaceae. The record is from RefSeq and is a predicted model, not a curated record. The transcript has 11 exons.